Messenger RNA from Trichosurus vulpecula (common brushtail), 4446 nucleotides. It is a transcript of the gene FGL2, whose product is annotated as fibrinogen like 2. The record is from RefSeq and is a predicted model, not a curated record. The transcript is spliced from 2 exons. Lineage: Eukaryota; Metazoa; Chordata; Mammalia; Diprotodontia; Phalangeridae. The coding region runs from base 27 to 1355 and encodes 442 amino acids.
CCUAUCGAGUGAGUUCCUCUGCAAAGAUGAAGUUAGUUUACUUUUACUUGCUGAGCUCAAUUGUAUCAGCUUUUCCUAACGCUGGGGCAGUGGAAGAUAAAACAGAGGAAACAAAAGAUGAAAAAUUUGCUGCUGCUUGUCCUGUGAGGCUGGAAGCAAGUGAACAGUGUAAGGAAGGAGAAGAGUGUUCUUACCAGAUGAACCUGCCUUCCCUGACCAUCCAGCUACCCAGGUCAUUUAGCAUGAUUGAACAGGUAUUCAAAGAAGUUCAGAAUCUCAAGGAAACUGUAAAUAAUCUGAAAAAAUCUUGCCAAGAAUGCAAACUGCAAGCUGAUGACAACCAAGAAUUGGGAAGAAAUGAACCACUGCAGCCUAACACAAAAGCUCCUGAAAAGGAGAGUGAAAACAGAAUUAAGGAAUUAGAGAGUGAUGUUAACAGACUGUUUUCCAAUCUGAAGGAUGCAAAAGAUGAAAUUAACUCACUUCAUGGUCGCCUGGAGAAUCUCAACCUGGUAAACAUGAACAACAUAGAAAAUUAUGUCGACAGCAAAGUGGCUAAUCUGACGUCUGUGGUGAACAGUUUGGAUGGUCAGUGUUCAUUUAGGUGUUCAAACCAGUCGGGACAGCAAUCUAUUUCUGCUCCUAUUCAACAACACCUAAUAUACAAAGACUGUUGGGAUUAUUAUGGGAAAGGCAUAAAGAGCAAUGGAAUCUACAAAGUUACACCUGAUCCAAGAAAUAAGAGCUUUGACGUUUACUGUGACAUGGAAACCAUGGGUGGAGGAUGGACAGUAAUACAGAAGCGUCUGGAUGGAAGUACUAACUUCAACAGAACAUGGGAGGACUACAAAAAAGGCUUUGGAAACCUUAGCAGGGAGUUCUGGUUAGGUAAUGAUAACAUCCACCUUCUGACCAAGAGUAAGGAAAUGGUCCUUAGAAUUGAUCUUGAAGAUUUUAAUGGUGUCAAAUUAUAUGCUCUGUAUGAGCAGUUCUAUGUGGCCAAUGAAUAUCUCAAAUACCGUUUACAUUUUGGUAAUUAUAGUGGUACUGCUGGAAAUGCUCUGCAUUUCAACAGACAUUAUAACCAUGACCUUAAAUUUUUCACUACCCCAGACAAAGACCAUGACAGGUAUCCCUCUGGAAACUGUGGACUUUACUACAGUUCUGGUUGGUGGUUUGAUGCAUGCUUGUCUGCAAACUUAAAUGGCAAAUACUACCACCAAAAAUACAAGGGUGUCUUCAAUGGCAUUUACUGGGGCACCUGGCCUGGCAUGAGUAGUGGUGAACCAAAUGGCUUUAAACAUUCUUUCAAGAGGGCGAAAAUGAUGAUUAGACCAAAACUCCUUGCAUCAUAAGUUACUACUCAUUCUAAUUUCAUCUAGUUAUUUUCCUUAGCAUUUUCCCUUUCCAUCCCUCCCUUCUUCUCCCAUUCUCAUCACUUCCCUUCCCUUUUGCAAUACAUGCCUUCCACAUAGAAUUUGAUGUUUUCUCCCAGUGAAUCUUAAAACAAUCUUUCCAUAACCAAAAAAUAUCUCAAUCUGAUGAGUUUAAAGCAGACGUAAUAUUUUAAAUAAGAUAAACGACAGUAUUAAUGUCUUGUGAGAGUCUUAAAUUGUUUUGUUGUUGCUACUAUCCAAAUGUACAUUUGGAAACAGUGGUGUUUAUAUUUUAAUUCAAUUAUAUUUCCAAUCCUAUUAAUCAAAAAAUUUUCAACUGAAAUAUCCCUUUUGUAGAGAUAUGGCAUUUGUUAGCUAUAUUUUUGACAAAAAAAACCAAUUUCUUCAUCCAAAUGGCCUGUUUUAACACAAGUAAGCUAUGCCUGGGUAUAAGUUAGACACUUCUGGUGCACAAACUCUUUCAAGUCAUAAGUUACACUGUUACAAAACUGAAUAAACUGUGAUUCUGCUACUCUUUUGGUUUCCCUAUGUGUCUAACACAUAUCCUGGAAUUUUCUCACUUAAAUAAGGCCUGACUCUAUAUCUAUUAUAUAUCCUCAGAUAAUAAUUACUAUGCAGCCUUAUGGACCAGGCAUUUCUAUACAUUCUUAUGAAAGAACAUUCAUAUUGUUAUCUGAAAAUAUCUCAAAAUUUUUUAGAAUUUGCAAGCCAUAAAAGCAGUUGGAAAUAUUGCUUGACAACCACUGUUUAAAGACAAUCUGUUUACUGUUCAUAAACUUGUCAGAUGCUUGAUACUAAAGACUGCUUUAAUAUAUAAAAAAGUCUUUCCUCUGUUCACUAUGCACAAUAGUUUCUUAUUUAUGGUUGCUCAUUUGUGCCAGACUACUGGUAGAAGGUUUUUUAGGGAAGGGGAAAAUGAAGUAUUUGUUUGCAAGUCAAAAUACUCUGAAGGUCAAUUUUCUUUCUUUGUCACUUUCUAAUGAAAUGUUUUUCCACAUGGAAAAUUAAGUUUUCUAAAAUUAUUCCUAGUGUAUUUACCACAGACAGUUCAAAGUUGGAUUUUCUAAUUGUAACCUAUGUAUUAUUUGCCCAUGAUUAGUAUGUUUCUUUCAAAAAGAGAAAGAAAAACACAACCUCUUGAUUCUUUAGCAUUAACCAAUUAGUUCGUGACACAUACAUCAUACUGUAUGGAAUUUGUAAAAACAAAACAAAAAAACAAACAAACCGAACAGUAUGCCUAAUUUAGCUAUUGUAGAAAUUGCAUGUAUCUGAAAGGUCAACAAUGAUGUCCUAUGAAAUGUGCUGAGCACCCAAAAAAUGCUACAGUAACCCACUAUGUAUUAUAUUUGAAUCAGCCUAAACACAUUUGCUCUUAAACUUUUCAGUGAUUCUUUCUAAUCUGGUAGGAAAGUAUUCAAAUUAUGUUUAAUAAAGCUGCAUGCUGUGUUCAUUACUUUAUAAUUAUUUUGUUUCAUUGAAUAUGGUACAUAGUUGCUUCCAGUGACCACAACUUAUUUUCCAAAACAUUCAGCUCAUAGCUAUGUUAGCUAAAAUGGUAUAUAAAGUCACCACUUUAAGAAGGAAGAUGUUGUGUUUCAAAUUGUAUGAAAUACACAAACCAUCAAAUCAAUAUCCAGCUAAACAUGGGAAUCAUGUGUUUAACCACAAUGUUUCUGACACGUAAAAUUAAGAAAUUUUCAAAUGGGAAAUGAAGCUCAGCAAAGACCAAAUACAAACUAUUGGUGAAUGCUUCAAAGGAAGUAUGUCUACUUAAAAGGAUUUCAAACAUGUGUUUUGUAUUUUGCUUAAUCGUAUCUAUUUUUCACAUUAAAAAUGCCAAUAUUGUAAAACAGGUAACUUUGGCUUAAGAGUAAAAAAAUUACAUGUAUUUAUUUCAACAAGAAUAUAAAGUGCCUAAUAUAUGAAAGAAUUUACUAUAAAUGUUUGUUAUUGUACAUGAUGUCAAGUGAUAGAAGAUACCCCUAAGGUGAAACUAUCGUCAAAAAAUCUGCUUAUAUGCAUGGAAACCAUGUUGAUUUUAUGGGGGAUUCAGUGUCACACUUUAGAAUCUGGUAAUACAUAGAUUCGUUAGUAUAUAGAUAUUCAAGAAGUAUCUUCUUUUAACUCUUCUGUCAUUGGGCCAAAGUUGGGCCAAAGUCAUUGGGCACCUUCCAAACCUUCAAGGGUUUUUCUAUAUCUCUUUCUCACAAAAUUCCUCAGACUUAAUAUUUUGAAGACUUAAUAUUCUGGUUUUAUUCCAAUAUCAAGACUAUGAUCAUCUUAACUUUUGGUGAGAAUAAACUAAGCUAGAGCUGGCCAAAGUGAUGCCUUCUCCAGAGCACUGCAUCAUUGAAUGAGGCUUUUAGCUCCUUAGUUAUGCUAUAGUCACAAAUAUAGAUUGAGUUAACACUGAAUUCAAGGGGACUCUAUGACAGGAUGGGACCCUUAUUCUAAAGAGUUCACUUUAUUCUUCAAUUUAAAAAGCUUAAGCAGAUAUUUCCUGAAUUUUUGGUUGUGAGUGCAUAAUUUAAACUUAUAUCACUGAUACUAUACAUGGUACCACUAAAAAUUAACUUGGGCUAAUAUUCAUACAUAGGGAACAAGAAUAACCUAAUUCAUUAAUUAACUCCUUUGUGACUAUCAUGAAGGAAGAAUCAUUUGUUAGCAAUCUUAAUGACAUCUGCUAUUCCACAAAAAUAUUGACUAGAGUUAGACCCUUGGAAAUGCAAAAUAUGUGUAGAAGUCAUAUCUACCUGGAAAAAUGUGCAUUUUAGUGGCAAGAUUAAUGAAUAUAUUAAACUAAGGAAAUAUUAGUUAAAUAGACAGCACAAAUGUAAAAAAAGCCAAGCUAAAAUGUGAAUUUGCUAAUCAUUGUUCCAAGUUCUUGGAUAGCUACCCAAGUUCAGUCUUAGCUGUGAUAUAUAAUUUUAAGAUAAAGGUGAAAAAAAUCUGUGGGUAAAGUUGAUAAGAUUUUGUAAAUAUGAUUCUCAUUUUUUGUGUUUAAAAUGGUCUUAUGUCAUAUAUUUUAAAUUUUGUAAAAUAAAGGGUU